This is a messenger RNA of Pocillopora meandrina, 503 nucleotides long. Lineage: Eukaryota; Metazoa; Cnidaria; Anthozoa; Scleractinia; Pocilloporidae. The record is from the annotation of a GenBank genome assembly.
AUGGAAGUACGUCUACCAGACGAUGCACCUUCUGACUCGGAGUACGCACUAGAGCCUCGCAUCGACGCACCCAGUGCACACAAUCUGAAGCCAUCCCAGUUGUGGCCACAACCUGGUGUCGUUUCCAGCGUUGCCCGAGCCAUACGGAUUCCUAACCUAUCAAGCGUACCCCCGCACUCUCAAGCGCCACGAACACUUCUGCCAAGUCAUCCCUGUUUUUGAGCCCCGAAGUCCCAUCAUCACCCCCACCUACUGCUCAGCGCCCGUUGCCGCCCUCCAGUACACGUUACUCUGCGUCCGUUCAGGUUGAUCCAGACAACACCCUUCCCCAAACCGUUCGUGCAGACUUCCAAUCACUACUUACAGAGUACGACACUGUAUUUGACCCGCAAUUCCCCCGGAUACAAUGGAGCCGCUGCUGGCGCAUACAAGGCCAAAGUCAACAUGGGUCCUGUCGAACCUCCUCAGCGGAAGGGUCGCCUCCCCCAAUACGCACGGGAUAA